This is a messenger RNA of Eruca vesicaria subsp. sativa (arugula), 1567 nucleotides long. Lineage: Eukaryota; Viridiplantae; Streptophyta; Magnoliopsida; Brassicales; Brassicaceae. The record is from the annotation of a GenBank genome assembly.
AGUCUUUAUCUAUCUAUCUCGCUCUCCUUCAUGUCUAAAAUGUUUAGCGGAGUUGCAAUGACCAACUCUAUUGUACUUCUUCUAUUUUCCUUAACAUUCUUAGAACAUGGAUUGUUCAUUCAAAGGGUCUCGUCUCUUGGCAUAAACUACGGCCAAGUCGGCGACAAUCUUCCUCCCCCAAAAAAGGUUCUACAACUCUUGAGCUCACUCAAUAUCAACAAGACAAGAAUCUACGACACAAACCCUCAAGUCUUAACCUCAUUCGCCAAUUCCAACAUCGAGCUCUUCGUCACUGUCGAAAACGAAAUGCUUUCCAGCUUAGUCGACCCUCAACAAGCUCUCCAGUGGGUCACGUCCCAUAUCAAACCCUACUUUCCCGCCACCAAGAUCGGUGGUAUUGCUGUCGGCAACGAACUAUACACCGACGAUGACUCAAGCCUCAUAGGGUAUCUUGUGCCUGCAAUGACUAGCAUUCAUGCUGCUCUGGUCCAAACUGGACUAGACAAGUACAUUCAAAUAUCGACUCCGAAUUCACUAUCAGUCCUCCAAGAAUCUUUCCCUCCCUCCGCGGGAUGUUUUAGGCCGCAAGUCGCCGGCGUAAUGACGCAGCUCCUAAGUUUCUUGCGUACCACGAAAUCCCCUUUUUGGAUCAAUGCUUACCCUUACUUCGCUUACAAGGAUUCACCAACGAAGAUCCCAUUAGACUACGUACUUUUCAACCCUAACCCUGGAAUGGUUGACCCCUACACCAAGUACCACUACGACAACAUGCUCUACGCUCAAGUAGACGCUGUGAUCUUCGCCAUGGCAAGGCUUGGCUUUAAAGAUAUAGAGGUUGGGGUCUCGGAGACUGGUUGGCCGUCUAAAGGCGACGGAGAUGAGAUUGGGGCCACCGUGGCCAACGCGGCAGUUUAUAAUAAGAAUCUUCUAAAGAGACAACUUCAUGGUGAAGGAACGCCAUUGAGACCAAACAUGGGGCUUGAUGUUUAUCUCUUUGCUCUCUUUAAUGAAGACCUUAAACCAGGACCAACCUCUGAGAGAAACUAUGGAUUGUAUCAGCCUGAUGAGACCAUGGCUUACAAUGUAGGUUUAUUAUCAUCAUCACCAUCAACAACGACAUCAUCACAAUCAUCUACUUCAACAAAUUCUUUUAUGUCCAUCACCUCCUCCGCCUCUACGGCUAUAAAGGAGGGAAAGCAACGGUUGAUAUUUAUGACAUGCGUUUCUGUGCUGGCCAUUCACUUGAUUAUUAGAAGACUGUACUAGAAGCAGAAACAAAUUCGAGAGGUUCUACGUGUAGAUAGAGAGAGUCCACUAAUGCGGUUCAUUUUUCAACGAGAAGAAUCAUAUUAUUUUCAAAAGUGUCUCGAAUUAUUCUUUAAAAGGAAAACAAACAGAAACUGAUUCCGAGUGAUUAGUUAACUUGAGAAGGGGGUGGAAAUGCUGCAAAGAGGAUCCAAUGUAUAAAAGAAACUGACAGAUGUUCAUAUUAUGAAAUCAUAUUGUUCUUACUAAUAGACGUGUUAAUUAUCUCCAUUGUCAACACAUAAUUUUUAAAAUCCAUGAU